This is a messenger RNA of Alternaria incomplexa, 1110 nucleotides long. RefSeq lists its product as uncharacterized. The transcript is spliced from 3 exons. Gene Ontology annotation, biological process: peptidyl-threonine phosphorylation; peptidyl-serine phosphorylation. Lineage: Eukaryota; Fungi; Ascomycota; Dothideomycetes; Pleosporales; Pleosporaceae. The coding region runs from base 1 to 1110 and encodes 369 amino acids. Gene Ontology annotation, molecular function: protein serine/threonine kinase activity; ATP binding. The record is from RefSeq and is a predicted model, not a curated record.
AUGUCGCUUUCCGAUGACGACAUGGGCCGAAACCAGGAAUGUGGGCUGUACGAUGCAAUUGUCGACCGUUUCACGUACAGCGAGUUCUCCCAGAAGGAUUUCCUCCCUCAGAACGACUUCGAAUCGCUAAUCACCGAACAUACUAUCAAAGAAGAGCUAGACAAAGCUGCUUUCGGGGAAUAUGAUUCGUCACUUGUCAAGUACAUUACGAAACACGCGCGAAAAACGUUUGCUACCUUAGUCUAUGGAGACGCGGUCCGCAGGGCUAUCAACCUAGAAAGAUUCGAAUUCGGCGACAGAUACCUUCCCAUCGCUCUCGAAGGGCCACGUCUCAUCUCUCUCAACGGCUUUGCGCGAGAUUCUUCCGCGUGGAAGUGGUUUAACAAAUGGAGGACACAGGAGAAACAUUUCUUCUGUAAAGAGCAAUGGGUGUUUCUACCCCAAAUCUUCAGGAACGAUAGCACGAUGGAGAACUUACACCGAGACUGCCGAUUGCCCUUUAUCGCAUGCGAAUCUCAAGGUGAAGGGGGCAGUUUCAGCUUGUUACACAAGGCUACCAUACACCGUGCUCAUCAAACAGUCAGUUCGGACAAUCUCGUGAUUGCCAUCAAGGAACUGCGAAACAAGGAAGCCGGUGCCGAUCAGAGUGAACUCGAUGCGCUAGACCUGGCGAGGCAAUUGAAGCAUCCACAUAUCGUGAGAUUCGUCGGCGGCUUUAGGCAGAACUUCACGAGCCACUUGUUAUUCCAGUGGGCGGACGGAGGCAACUUGCGGUCGUACUGGAACAACGAGGAGAAUUGGUCUCGAGAUGCAGACCUCAUAAGCUGGACUAUUGAACAGAUACAAGGACUUGUUGCAGCACUCGAUCAGUGGCACAACAAUCCGUCUAGGCUUGCAUUAAACGGUCGACAUGGAGAUCUCAAACCAGAGAAUAUUCUUCGAUCUUCUGGUUCGCACCGUGGAAUAUUUCAAAUCGCAGAUCUGGGUCUGGCCAAGAUACACUCGUUGCCAACGCAUGCAAGAAAUAAGCCUUCAGCAUCGCCAGGUGGAACACUCCGAUAUAGGCCUCCGGAGGUGGGCCGAAAGAUCUCCAGGUCCUACGACAUGUAG